AAAAAUGUGUACAUAUAUAUAACUUAGCCUGGAAUGUUUCGUACUUGUUUACAAUAAGAAGCAAUCAAGCAACUACUAGAAUGUCAUUUAAUAUCAUCUCUUAUUUGACGUCCAUCUAAAUAUCUAAUAAACUAAAACUACCUCUCUUAAAUGUCAUUUAUUUAUAAUGGUAAGCUAGACUAUGACAUCUAACUUUGUGUUACAUUAGUUUGUAUUCAAUUUGACCAUACAUGAUAUAUGGCAUCAUUAAGAAACGAGGGAUUUACCUAAAUGGGAGCAAUUAAGUUCUUAAUUGCCAAAAUAGGAUUAAAAUUUAAAUAUUCCCCAAAUAGGAGUUAUUAUCGGUUGUUGGACAAAAAUAUCCCUGAACCUUGGCAAAAACAUACUGCAACAUCCACGAGUUGACCAACAUACAUGCGGACCUGCAGACCGGCAGACCUGUGGCCGCUGGCAUCCACCAAUCGCCACUCUAGCAUCAAAACUAACCACCACAUGCAGAUUUCGCCGCCGUAGCUGCAGAUUUGGCCACUUCCGCCUUAGAUUUGGCCGCCGACUGCAGCCCAUGUAGAUGCGGCCGCCACCAUUGCAGAUCUGGUUGCCGCCGUCGCUGAUCCGGCCACCACUUCUGCAGAUUUGGCUGUCGGCGCCGCUGAUGCCAACUUUUUUAACAUAAUGUCAACUUGAAUCGAGAUUGCCAUCUUAAUGGCAAUUUUUUUCCGCAAAUGCCAUAUGAAAUUUUUGAAGAAUAAAAAUGCCAUUUUGAUGGCAUUUGCAGAAAAAAAUUGGUUGUUGUGCGACGAAACAGAAGCGGGAAGAGACAGGCACAACCAUAGAAGAGGAAAGAGGAGGAGGGAGAAGAAUGAUCUACUUUACUCUACCUACAGAUCUGGAUCACAAUUGAUACCCACUCCCUCGAUGCUCGCCGAUGUUCGUCGAUGCACACCGCUAGAUGAUGCUAACCGUCACCGCAACCGAAGAGCUUGUUGUUGCAAGUUUCCAAUCGAAGAUAAGCUAUAGUGGGGAGAAGAAUUUAAGAUUUAGAAAAACAAAUCCUAAUCUACUAAGGGAAGAUUGGAUGAUGCGUGGAGAAGGGGAGAGAAGUUGAAUGUAUGAUGUGACCUGUGGGGAGACGGAAAUAGUCUGGGCAGAGGAGAAGGAUGCACGUGGGAGGAUGAAGUUGGAAU
This is a messenger RNA of Cuscuta europaea, 1184 nucleotides long. The record is from the annotation of a GenBank genome assembly. Lineage: Eukaryota; Viridiplantae; Streptophyta; Magnoliopsida; Solanales; Convolvulaceae.